Trifolium pratense (red clover) is the source of this 2544-nucleotide messenger RNA. Its product is annotated as protein ACCELERATED CELL DEATH 6-like. The coding region runs from base 193 to 2283 and encodes 696 amino acids. The transcript has 3 exons. The record is from RefSeq and is a predicted model, not a curated record. Gene Ontology annotation, molecular function: protein phosphatase 1 binding; protein phosphatase regulator activity. Lineage: Eukaryota; Viridiplantae; Streptophyta; Magnoliopsida; Fabales; Fabaceae. Gene Ontology annotation, cellular component: plasma membrane.
ACCCAAGGGAAAGGAGAUUUUCUUAGAGAGCUUGAAGCAGUUCAGACAAUUUUGGUUUGUCAUUUAAUUUAUCAUAAUAACUCUAUAUUUUCUGCAUUUUAUUAUAUAUACAUAUAUAUUUUCUGCAUUUUGAAUUUUCGUUAAACCACAAGAUCAUUUGCUACUAGAUAUUCCAACGGUUGAGAUUGUAAUAUGCCUGUAUUUUUGAGUGCCAAUUUAGCGCAAGACAUAGCCUUGCCAAGGAAUGUUCCUAGUAGUGAUAAGGAACCUGAACAUGAAAUUGAACACUCAGAGGUCACUGAAAUCAUUCCAAAAUGUUGUGAAUUUGAUAAUCAAAUUAAUUUGCUUAGUGAAGCAUAUCACUUGGUAUAUGGAGGUCCAAUAAAUUUGUUGUAUGAUUCCACUGAUUUAACAGAAAUUAAGACCCCUAUGAAUAAUACAGUGCUACAUAUUGCAGCUUUGCAUGGCAAUGAUGAAAUUGUGACACUUAUAAUUGAACAUGCUCCAAAACUUUUGUUCAAAUUUAACAAAAACAAUGAUAGUGUCUUACAUGUUGCUGCAAGAGGUGGACACAUCUCAACCGUUCAAAAACUAUUAGCAACUUAUGCUAAUUUUGAACGGCAUGAUAUAAAAAUGGCAUGGUUAGAAUACACUAAAAAUGUGGAUGAUUUAGAAGACUAUGAUGGUAUGUCAAAUAUGUUAGAAUUUGUGAGAAAGGAGAAUGCUCAAGGAAACACUAUGUUACAUGAGGCUAUGUUAUGUGGCAACAAGUACAUUGGCAGGGACAUGAUUUUGGAAGUCUGUGAACUUCACAAAACUAAAGACAAGUGUUGCUAUGAAUAUGCAUUAGAUAUUGUUAACGAUGAAAAGCAAUCGGUACUUUACCUUGCGGUUGAAAAUGAGGAUGAGGGUGCAGUUAAACUAAUCUUGGAGAAAUGCCCUGAGAAUGAUGAUAAGCCUGAGGGAUUAUCACCUGUUGUAGCUGCAAUCAUGAAGCGCAAUCAAGAAAUGUUGAGGAUCAUACUAAAAAAGAAGCCAACUUGGAUACAUUUAAUGGACACAUAUAAAAGGCUUCCUCUUCAUUAUGCAUCAGCUAUAGGUUUCCUUCAAGGUAUUGAUUUAUUACUUGACAUAUGUAAAUGUUGCACAAUUCAAAGGGACAAAUAUGGUUAUUUCCCAAUUCAUCUAGCUUCUCAAGGAGGCUAUGUAGAAGUAGUGAAGAAGCUGUUAGAAUACUGCCCCGAUCCGACAGAAAUGCUUGACACUUCUCAUGAACGUAAUAUUCUUCACAUUGCAUCAAACUACGGAAAACAUGAGAUGGUACGUUACAUAUUAGAAUGUGAUCAAAUUCGUGAACUUGAUAAGAAUCAUAAGAUGAUAAAUCAAAAGGAUAGUGAAGGAAAUACUCCUUUGCAUCUAGCUGCGAAAUCGUGUCAUUCCAAAACCAUAUUUUACUUAACAUGGGAUAAAAGAGUGAAGGUUAAUGUUAUUAACCAAAACAACGAAACAGCUCUUGACGUUGUUAAUGCAAUUUCUCAACUCAGUUAUUCGUCUACGAGACAGCAACUUACAUAUAUUGCACUGAAUUCUGCUGGUGCGAAACCAAGUUUUAGAAGAUUAGCCCUCCAUGAUAAAAUGAGACAAAGCGACUCCACAGACUCGCCAAAUUUGAAGCAGGGUAAUGAGAAGGUCUCUAGCUCUGAACAACAUAAAGGACAAAGUGAGUCAAAUUCGAAUGAGAGUAUUGAAAAUGUCUCCAACAACACUGCACAAUAUUUUUUUCGGACAGGGUCCAACACAUAUUAUAAAGACAGGGUAGACACACUGAUAUUGGUUUCAACCCUUAUAAUCACUGCAUCAGUAGCAGCAUGUUUCGCAGUUCCGGGUGAAGCAGAUGGAAAAGCACACAACCUAUAUCAUGCAAUGUUCCAAUUGUUCAUCUUCUUCAUCACAAUAUCAUUGUUCAGUUCCAUUAGUUCCACUAUCAUACUCAUUUGGGCAACACUUGGAUUAACUCAAUUGGCAACUUUUUCUCUCAAUAUUGUUGCGCCACUUCUUGGAAUUGCUCUCAUUUCAUUAACUUUGGCUUUCAUGACUGGUCUCUACACUGUUAUCAGUAAACUUACUUGGCUGGCCAAUCUCUUUCUGGUUGUGACUGCGAUUUUUGUUGUGCUUGUGAUUCUAUUGUAUAUCAUCCUUUUCCUCCCUACAUCAUCAACUAGAAAGUCAUUGAGAUACAUUUCCUACUACCCCUUUCUUUUCCUAGCAUGGCUCGCAGAGUAAAUUCGAUCCUAUGUAACUUCAGCUGUUGAGAACCUUUCUAUACACUAGAAGGCAACAAUAACAAAUCGUGUGUGUCGUGUGAUAUGUAAGGAAGAUAUUCAAGAUUACUCAAAUGUUCUAAACAUUCCAAGAUUGGCAGAGAUGAAUCAAGAACUGUAAUAAAUGUUUACUAGAGGAAAAUUGUGCAACAUUUUUUAUGUUUAGGUAGAAAUGCAAUGUUUAUGUUGUGAAUUCGUCUAUAAAAUCACACCAAUAAAAGAA